Messenger RNA from Cryptotermes secundus, 2180 nucleotides. RefSeq names its product acidic fibroblast growth factor intracellular-binding protein (gene Fibp). NCBI's taxonomy places the organism in Eukaryota, Metazoa, Arthropoda, Insecta, Blattodea, Kalotermitidae. The transcript has 7 exons. Gene Ontology annotation, cellular component: nucleus. The record is from RefSeq and is a predicted model, not a curated record. Bases 448 to 1524 code for a protein of 358 amino acids.
AUUUUCAAUAUAUAGGUGUAUUUAUAAGCGAAGCUUUCCCAUAACUUUGAUAUUUCCGACAUUCUUAACAGAAUAAUGACUAGCCAUUCAAUAUAUAUGAAAUAAUGAAAGAUAUUACAAAAUAUAGUGUGCGGUAGUUACCCAUGCUGGCCAUGGUGGUAUCCAUGUUGUGAGGUACUCUUAAAUUCGUAUUGGGCGUUAUCGGUCGUUAAUGUACUGGCCAUGGAGGUUAGAUAGCUUUAAGUUAUAAUUGGAUGAAUAAUUUCAGGGAUUUCAAGUUAUUAUUCAGAAGGGAGAUAAUAAGGUGAAGUGUAGUGCAGUGAUUUUAUCAAGCCAAUUAGUGCUUCAGACUUGGCCGUUAAAUUAAGUAUAAACUGAAAAAGUAUUCGGUUGACAGAAACAAGACAAUUAACUGUGUUCGUAUCAGUAGACUUCAUAUAUAUAGAAAUGUUUGCCGAUGUUGACGUAUUCAUAAGCAAUUACACUCUAGUUGAUCCAGAAGUAUACCAACUGUGGGUUGAUGGAUGUUCCUCCUCGGAAGCCGUGACAGCCCUGAACCAGCGGGGAGUAAUACAGCAGACUGGAGCAACUUUGGAGUUGGUUGCUUCGGAUGUACUUGACCACUAUCGUACUUACAGUCUGUUAGAGAGGCUGCUUCACAAUCCGCCAAAGCUAGCUGAACAGCUUGCUUUCCAAAUAGAGCCACAGACAAGGAGACUUCUUAUAGAAAAGUACUAUGAGUUUGAUGGUGCUGUGAUACGGGAAUUACUGGGCAAGAAAUUGUCCUCACGCCACAGGAAGGAUUUGGAUGAAGUGAGUGAAAAGACUUGUGUACUCCUCAAAUCUUGCAGAAGACAAUUUGAUAAUGUGAAGAGAGUGUUCAAAGUUGUAGAAGAUAUGCAGGGCUCUGUAGUCCAAAACAUCAAGACCAACUUUCUUCUUCCUGAAGAGCUGGCCAGGCGCUAUGGGGCCGUUGUUUUUAUUGCUUGCAUAAAGUUUGAAACCAGCAAGAAGAAACUUCAAUAUCUGACAUUUCCAGACUUCUAUCAUUGUGCACAGUCUAUUAUGGCUUCGUGGACUUAUGUGGAUAAUGGUAGUCCAGAAUAUGAUGAUACAGAACUGGAUAGGGAAUUCCUUCUGGAUCUCAGAGAACUCAGGAUAUUACUUGACAAAGAAAAGGAGCACAAACACUUAGUAUGCCAGAAGUUGAAACCCCAGCUGUUGGAGCGGUCAUACCAAGAAUUGGAUUCUAACUUCCGAUCAUACACACGUGCUCUGGUGGGCCUUGCAUGUAACCUUCAUCGGUCCCGUGAACUGCGCUCUUUGUUUCUUGAAUUGGUGGAAAGGUGCUUAGAGCCCUGGAGACAAGUAUCUUGGUCCCACACAGAUCUGCGGAACUUCCUUUCUUCUUACUACCAGUGUGCGCUUGAAAUGGAUGUUCUGAGGGAGGCAGAUUUAAAGAAUUCCUGGGAGCGGUACAUGACUGUGAUAACAAGCUGCCUGCUGCGGAUGUAUCAUGCCUAGCAAUUUGUGGGUUUUACAGCCACAUACACAGCAUAUGUGUCCUAACAUUUGUGCUGAUAAACCUGUACAUCUGAUUUCUACAAAUAGCAUGAACGGAAUAAAGUAUGACCUCAGUUUUCAGUUUGAUAAGUGCCAUUAUGAGAAUAAAAUAUUGCUAGUUACGUACAUUUUCAUAUAAUAAUGUUGUUGACAUUACUGUCUUCUUGUAUGUGAUACUGAUAGACUAAUGGUUACAUACCAGUGCUUUUGAGGGCACACUAUUGCCUACAUUUCCAAAACAGAAAUGUGACUCUCAUUCUUUUACGUUUCUCCAAAACUGUAGUAUGUAUCUACCUAACUUCAUGGUGUUUCAUCCCAAAAGACAGUAAUUUUCAUAGUCACAACUCUGACAACUUCAAGUUUCAGAGUAUGUUGUUAAUUUAUGCUGCACAUAUUUUGUUAAGUAUACCGAAACUGCAAACAAAAACAAAAGAAGUCUCGUUGACUCUUGGGAUGAUAUUGCUCAGUGGCUUCCCCCUCUCUGUGUACUGUUGUAUUCCUUUCUGGCCCAUAUUAGCUAGCCCAAAGCAAUAGUACACUAUAUGGUUUAUACAACCACAUUGUGUGUGCUUCUCCAUACUCAUUGACAAAUAUAAUAAAUUGUGUACUUAACAUUA